Talpa occidentalis (Iberian mole) is the source of this 468-nucleotide messenger RNA. RefSeq names its product popy class I histocompatibility antigen, alpha chain E-like. Gene Ontology annotation, biological process: antigen processing and presentation of endogenous peptide antigen via MHC class Ib; antigen processing and presentation of endogenous peptide antigen via MHC class I via ER pathway, TAP-independent; positive regulation of T cell mediated cytotoxicity. Gene Ontology annotation, cellular component: external side of plasma membrane. Gene Ontology annotation, molecular function: peptide antigen binding; signaling receptor binding. The record is from RefSeq and is a predicted model, not a curated record. Bases 1 to 468 code for a protein of 155 amino acids. The transcript is spliced from 5 exons. NCBI's taxonomy places the organism in Eukaryota, Metazoa, Chordata, Mammalia, Eulipotyphla, Talpidae.
AUGGAGGUGACCGGCUCGCUCCAAACAGAGCAACACACCAAGAGCGAGCUGGCCAUGAAACUCGGCCAGCUACGGGAGAAGCUGGCAGACCUGAAGGAGCUGCGAGAUGGGGAAAACCUGACCCAGAACACGGAGCUGGUGGAGACCAGGCCUGGGGGGGAUGGAACCUUCCAGAAGUGGGCAGCUGUGGUGGUGCCUUCUGGAGAGGAGCAGAGAUACACGUGCCACGUGCAGCAUGAGGGGUUGGUGGACCCCCAAGUUGUGAGAUGGGUGCCCCCUCCUCAGGCCUCUGUCCCCACCGGGAAAAUCAUUACUGGCCUGGUUCUCCUUGGAACUGUGCUCACCGGAGCUGCGGUCGCUGCUGCUGUGAUGUGGAGGAAGAAGUGCUCAGGUGGACAAGGAGGAAGCUAUACUCAAGAUCCAGGCAGGCAUAGUCUGCAGGACUCUGAAGUGUAUGUCAGCCCCUAA